Molecule: messenger RNA, 1299 nt
Organism: Drosophila ananassae
Lineage: Eukaryota; Metazoa; Arthropoda; Insecta; Diptera; Drosophilidae
Product: fructose-bisphosphate aldolase
Exons: 3
Coding region: 111-1205 (364 amino acids)
Biological process (GO): fructose 1,6-bisphosphate metabolic process; glycolytic process
Cellular component (GO): cytosol
Molecular function (GO): fructose-bisphosphate aldolase activity
Source: RefSeq, a predicted model, not a curated record
AUUACCUCUCAGCUUCCUGGAAUUAUAUUUCACUUAACACUUUGAAAUAAAAUUCCUCAAAAUUAAGUAUAAAAAAAUUCAUUUUGGUAAAAAUUUCAAGGUUUCUCACAAUGACUACGCACUUUUACUACCCAAACAAGGAACUCCAGGAUGAAUUGACAUGCAUAUCCAAGGCCCUAGUGGCUCCUGGAAAAGGAAUCCUGGCAGCUGAUGAGUCCAGUUCGGUGAUGGGAAAGCGAUUUCAACUAAUUGGCGUGGAGAACACUGAGGAAAAUCGCCGGAUAUACCGACAAAUGUUAUUUACCACCGAUCCAAAGAUAUCUGAGAAUAUUUCCGGCGUGAUCUUUUACCAUGAAACAUUGCACCAAAGGACAGAUGACGGUGUACCUUUCGUAGAGGUCCUGAAAAAGAAGGGCAUCCUGACAGGGAUUAAGGUGGACAAGCACUUCACCCCGCUCUUUGGCUCCGAGGAUGAGUAUACCACCCAAGGACUUGAUGAUCUAGCCAACCGGUGUGCCCAGUACAAGAAGGAGGGCUGCAGCUUUGCCAAAUGGCGUUGUGUACUAAAGAUUUCGAAAAACACCCCAUCACCACAGGCCAUUCUCGAAAACUCAAAUGUCCUGGCCCGGUAUGCGGCCAUUUGCCAGUCACAGCGUCUAGUGCCCAUAAUAAGUCCUGAAAUUCUGGCUACCGGCGAUCACGAUCUGGACCGGUGUCAGAAGGUUACCGAAAUCCUACUCACAGGCGUUUACAAAGCCCUAAGCGAGCACCACGUCUUUUUGGAGGGGACUCUGCUGCAACCCAGUAUGGUUACACCAGGCCUGCAAAGUAAUAAAAAUCAUCCACCUUCAGACAUCGGACUGGCAACAGUACUUUCCAUUCGACGGACAGUGCCGCCCGCAGUACCUGGAGUCCUUUUUUGUUCCGGUACCCAAUCGGAGGAGGAAGCCACUGUCUAUUUGAAUGCCAUUAACAAUGUGCCUCUGUGCAAGCCCUGGGCCAUGAGUUUCGCCUUCGACCGGGCGUUGCAAACUUCGAUUUUGCGCACUUGGGGUGGCAAAAAGGAGCAGAUUACUCAUGCCCAAAACGAGCUUCUCAAACGCUGCAAGGCCAACAGUCUCGCUUGCAUUGGCAAAUAUGUUCAUGGGUCUAUUGAAAGUUCAGCGGGCACCGAGAGACUCUUACUGGAGGCUAUUGAAUUCUGAGAGAAGCCUUGAUUUGAAAUUCAAUAUUUGGCUCAACCAUUAUCAUUAAACAAUUUAAAAAUUUUUCUUCAAAUUAAAAUUUAAAGCAAUUUCA